This is a messenger RNA of Myodes glareolus (Bank vole), 786 nucleotides long. RefSeq names its product gametocyte-specific factor 1-like. The record is from RefSeq and is a predicted model, not a curated record. NCBI's taxonomy places the organism in Eukaryota, Metazoa, Chordata, Mammalia, Rodentia, Cricetidae.
UAUGACAUCAAAACUUCCCAGCCUUCUGAGAAACGUGUACUGAGCAGAAGGCUUGGACAGCAACUGACUCCCCGGGUAACCAGAGGAGGGUGCUGUGCUUUCUGUCUUUUCUAACUUCUUUCGUUGAUCCUCCCCUUGGGAUUGAGGGUCAGUGCUUGGAGAACUGGGACCAAUGGAGUUAGAAGCCAUAGAACUCUGUCCUUAUGACCCAAACCACAGGAUACCAGCCAGCAGGUUACAAUACCAUCUGGCAUCAUGCAAAAAGAAAAAUCCGAAGAUAGCUAAAAAGAUGGCUAACUGCAAAUAUAACGCUUGUCAUGUGGUCCCAAUCAAAAGGCUCAAGGAACAUGAGGCCAACUGUGUCAACAGAAGUGCAGUUGAUGAUGAGCCCCUUAAUCUCCCAAAGGUCACUCAUCCACGUUUUGAAGGAAAUGAAAACUUCUCCAGUGCUGGCAAUCAGAUCACUGACCCUGACGUCUGGAAUGUGGAUCAUAUGUAUCAUUCUCCUUCAUUUGUUCUUGAGACGUUUGCUCCAAAAAUGCUGGUUUGUGAAAGUGACUCAAGAGACCUACAAGAGGUUAUGGCUGAUAAGUAUCCUAGCAGCUACAAGUCCUGGGGAAGAGGUCAGAAAAACUGAUGGAGACAUUGCAAAUUAAAGGGCCAACAAACAAAUGGAAGUUGUUUUUAAACCUUAGGGAAAAAAUCUCAACUUUUAAAUAAACUCUUAUGUUUGUCAUCUUAAGAUGUUUUUAUCUAAAUAAAAAAUAUUUUCUUUUGACAAACUUA